AUGUUCGCCGCCAGACGCUCUGCUGCCUCGACGCGGCAGCUGCUGCGCCAGCCGCCUCGUCGGUUUGGCUCCCACUCCGCCCACUCCGAGCCCGUGAACGAGGGCUUAGGCCGCAGUCUCUACGUCACCGCUGGUUCUUUCGCCUCCGCGUACAUCCUCUACCGCAUCAGCAAGGCCAACCAGGAAUCCGGCUCCGAGUCCUUCAUCUCCGGGCUGAUCAGCAAGUUCACCACCUCGCAGGAGGUGUUUGAGCAGCGCAAUGCCAUCCAUACUGCUCUGCUCGAGAAGGCCGCCGAGGACCGCCACCUACUCCAGUCCCAAGGACCCCGCGAGGCCUUCGAGCUGAAGCAGCCGGAUUUGUUCAACGCUCGCCCCCCAUACAACGUUUCUCCCGGCUCCCAGGCCGAUCUUAGCGCCGUCGUGGCCCACUACGAGCGCCAGAACAAGGACAUCGAGGAGGCUCGGGUUGCGCGGAUGAAGGACGGCAAGGUGCAGUCCAUCUACGAGUAA
This is a messenger RNA of Penicillium canariense, 510 nucleotides long. RefSeq names its product putative NADH-ubiquinone oxidoreductase 178 kDa subunit. Bases 1 to 510 code for a protein of 169 amino acids. Lineage: Eukaryota; Fungi; Ascomycota; Eurotiomycetes; Eurotiales; Aspergillaceae. The transcript is spliced from 3 exons. Gene Ontology annotation, cellular component: mitochondrion. The record is from RefSeq and is a predicted model, not a curated record.